GAGAUCCGUGCAGCUUAGCCCUCCUUCAGAGCUAACCAAAUUUGUUAGAGUGCUAUUUCAUACAUUCCUGGAAUUCAUAGGAAAACAAUACGUAGAGUUGGCCUUGGAUACUUGUUUAGAUCAAAUUGCGACGAUAGAUCCAAAAUCCGAGCCUGACUUCAAACCUUUUUCUGUGAUCAAGAAUUCACAUAGCAUUAUUCAUCUAUCUCAAAAUCAUUUCCAGGCAGCAAUCCUUCCCUUGGCUUCGUCAUCCUUGCCAAUACAUCGUGAUCUUACGUUCGAUAAAAAUAGAUUCAUGAUGGGCGUUGAAAAUAAGAUGAAUCUAGCUGUUCAGAGAACGAUCGAAGCCAUCAUCGCUAGACUGAACCAUUUGUUAUCACGCCAAAAAAAAGUUGACUUUCGACCCAAAGAUGAAGAUGACAACAUUGCGAAUCUAGCAACUGCGCCUUGCAAUGCUUGCGUCGAGUGUUUGAAGAAAGUUCAAACAAAUGCAUCUCAAUUACUUGAUGGGAAGAACUUGGAACAUUUCUUAACUGAAAUAGGAAUCGCAUUUUACAGCAUGUUACUCGAACAUUUUAAGAAGUUUAAUGUGAGCGCUGCUGGUGGCUUGGUUCUUAGAAAGGACAUCGCAAAAUACCAAGAAAAUAUUGCUUCGUUCAAAAUUCCUCAAUUGGAUGAGCGUUUUGAAAUGCUGAGACAACUUGGAAAUCUCUUUGUCGUGAAACCAGAAAUCCUUAAAUCUGUACUUAAUGAAGGCUAUCUUGCCAAGUUGGAUAUUAAAUACAUUCUUCCGUAUUUGCAAGUUCGUACAGAUUUUAAAUCAGCCGGGAUUGACACGCUCCUCGGUGCGACAGCAGAAACUGGAACUGGUGAAAGAAACUUCAACGAGAAAGCUAAAGCAAGACUUGCGGCGAUGGGGCUUAGUAUUGGACCUGCUAGUGGAAGGAAAUGGAUGACAUUAACUGAAUAG
Molecule: messenger RNA, 970 nt
Organism: Acaulospora morrowiae
Lineage: Eukaryota; Fungi; Glomeromycota; Glomeromycetes; Diversisporales; Acaulosporaceae
Source: the annotation of a GenBank genome assembly